AUGUCCGCCCAUGAGGAGGAGAUCAACAUGAUCUUGAGCAUGUUUAGCGACGAGUGCGAGCGCUACGAGGGCACCUCAGACUCGGUCGUUGUACAUUUGCCGUUUCACUUUGAGCUGCAAGUGACGCUCCCGCCACACGGGUACCCGGAUGCAAGCUACCCGCAACUCUACCUUCUUUCUAGCCCGAACGCGCAGCUGGCCGGCGCCUUCUCUCAGGAAAUAAACAGACGCAUGCGCGAUGAGCUCCCGCUGGGCAUUCCAAUGCUGGCGCUUCUCAUUCCCUUGGCCCAGAGCGUCGCGGAGGAGCUGAAGGACUUGAAGGAGAGAGCGGAUAAGGCUCGCCAGGAUGAGGCGGUGGAAGAGAUGAGUAAACUCCAGCGGAAGGAGGAGCACCGGCGAGAGACAAGUAUUGCUAUCUGGUCAGGCGAGGGGAUUGUGGACCGCCGCUCACGUUUCGUGGCGCACAUGGCACGCGUUCACUCGAUCGAUGAGGUGCGGGAGGUAGUUGGGCAUCUACGCUCCACCAAGAGUAUUGCUUGCGCAGCGCACCCGACAAUUUACGCGUACCGAUUCACUGACGCGAACGGCGUCCUGCAGAAAGACAGCGAUGACGACGGAGAGAGUGGUGCAUCCAUCAAAAUGAUGUUUCUGCUGGACCAUCUGCAGGUCGAUGGCUACGUCGUGGUCGUGACGCGGUGGUGGGGAGGCAUCCUUCUCGGGCCAGACCGCUUCAAACACAUCAUGGAGGUGACAAAGGACAUGCUCCUGACAAUUCCGGAGCGAGAGAAAGGGAUGGCGGCAUCGGCGAAGCGGAAAUCCGUCAGGUGA
Leishmania mexicana MHOM/GT/2001/U1103 is the source of this 828-nucleotide messenger RNA. RefSeq lists its product as hypothetical. Gene Ontology annotation, molecular function: protein binding. Gene Ontology annotation, biological process: regulation of translational initiation. Gene Ontology annotation, cellular component: cytoplasm. The transcript has a single exon. The record is from RefSeq and is a predicted model, not a curated record. Lineage: Eukaryota; Euglenozoa; Kinetoplastea; Trypanosomatida; Trypanosomatidae. Bases 1 to 828 code for a protein of 275 amino acids.